AUGACUUCUUCAAAGCUAAGGCAUUCUUGUUCCUUUCCAAUUCUUCUACUUUCCUUUCUUAAUUUCAUCCUCUUUAUUCUCUCCGCGGCGUCUAUAGCUCCCAUUGUUUUCCUCAAAACUCCGCCAACUUCACUUGGUUGGUCAUUCCUCAUAGUCUCUUCCAUUUCACUUCUUUCAUGUUUUAUUGGUUUCUACUCUCAACUAACUCAUUGUUGUUUCAUAACUCACCUCUCCCUCCUCAUGGCAUCGUGUAUCGGUCAAUUACUUGGCAUUUUAGCCUUGUUCACUAAGGAAAAAUCGAGUCUUUUGAUGUUGAAAUCACCAAGGGAUCCUAGAGAAGCAAAGGUUUUAGUGAGAUUGGAAUGUGGGGUUUUGAUGUCUAUGUUUGUGAUGCAAUUAGGAGUGUUGGUUGUGACUUGUGCUGUGCAGAGUUGUUGGGUGAGAGAUUAUGAAAGUGUUGAAGCAGAGAGAGAAGCAUGGUCAAGGAAGAGGAAUCAAAGGAUUGCUAAGGUUCAACAAGAGUGUAUGGAAAAUGCAAAUAAGAUAUGCGAAAUGAAAGAUAAGGAGUUUGAUGAUAAGAUUAAGAAUAAAUAUGGACAGUGGGUCAAAAAUGAUUUUGAAGGCUAAAUAUGAAUUUCUUAGUCA
Messenger RNA from Solanum verrucosum, 645 nucleotides. RefSeq lists its product as uncharacterized. Bases 1 to 627 code for a protein of 208 amino acids. The transcript has a single exon. Lineage: Eukaryota; Viridiplantae; Streptophyta; Magnoliopsida; Solanales; Solanaceae. The record is from RefSeq and is a predicted model, not a curated record.